CUAUCCACGACUCUCCAAUGGAGACUUCAGAGGCAGGACCUUCCACUAUUUUUGUGACAAAGACAACUGCUGCUGUAGAGCGACCCCUCCCGUCGAAACAUUUUUACUCGAUCGAGUACCCCGGCUAUGUCCAACCAAAAUCCGUCCCUCUCGCAGUAGAGCGUCUUGGAGGGCAGAGUAAUAUUGACAACGCAUUCAAGCGCUCCUCAGGAAAGACUGAGCCGCUUCUUGAAUUGCAUCUUCGACCGGGCAACCCGUUCGCGCAUCCAGUGCCGGGAGAAGUCGUGCACACGCAUAACAUACUGCUGAAAGUCGUAAAACGAAGACGCAGAAAGCGAGACGGAGAUGUUCCUUCUAGCAGCACGGCAGACGGCUCAGUAGGCGAUUACACAGUGGAAGCAAUGGGUGUCAUACCAAAGACGGCGCGGUUCAGGAGCAUGGUGGACUAUCAAUAUCAGCCAGAUAUGGAUGAUCCUAUAGCGAAAUUACGCACAGCAAUGGACACUAUGGACGUCGAGGGCAUUAUGAACUUUAGGAUACCUCCGGAGCAGGAAGACUAUGUCGUUCCAGAGGAUCCGUCAGCCAUGGACAUCGACCCUCAGCUGACGGGUACAGACAAUAACCAUCAGUCUGGCUUGAAGCUGAAGAGCAACCUGCGACUGUUCCCUCCACCAUUGUUCAGCCGGCAGAAUAUCCCUCAGAAUUAUAACUACAAGGCCAACCCUGCAUCCAUUAUGACCACUGUGAUCAAUGAGGAAACUGGAGAAGAAAAGAAGCGGCUCAUAAACAGGAUGCGUUGGAAGGGGUUCGGACCAAUCUCUAUAGCAUUUUCAGACAAGGUGGUUCCGGAUAAGCCAUCUCCUCUAGUGGAGCAGCAACGCGAGAAAGCUGAUCAGACACUCCUCAAACGAAUAGAAGAGCUAUUCCAAGAGCGUCCUGUUUGGACGCGAGUGGCGAUAUUUAACCAGUUCGAGCCAUUCGAAAUACGGGAGCUCAUCAACUCCAAGUAUCUUCUUCCGCUAGUUUCGUAUGUCUUUGCGGAUGGUCCGUGGCGGGACACACAGAUCCGCUUGGGUUACGACCCACGCGAGGAUCCAGAAGCGCGCUUCUAUCAGAGACUGUACUUUCGCAAUACCAACCAUCCCAUUGUCCGUCCAUCCGUGGUCAGCAAACGCCAGGAGGACAGAGCCCAGCUCGCGCAAAAUCGAUUCGACUCCAACGUGCGAGAGGAGGACCGCAAGUCGCAUAUCUUUGACGGUGUGACGGUAACGAAGGAGACUGCGGCCUUCCAGCUAUGCGACAUCCACGACCCGAUGCUCAAGGAGAUAAUCGAGGACGAGGAGGACCUGCGUGAGGAGUGCAACGAGCGCGACGGGUGGUACUCGACGCACGCAUUCGAGCGCAUCAAAACGGUGCUGCGGCAUAAGUUUUUCUCGCUUCUCGGCGGACACGUCGCGUCGCGCGAGGAAUGCGAGGCCCUGCUAGUCCCGCAGGAGGGCACGAACAAGCUCCCGCAACGUCCUGCACAGCGACUCCGGUUCGGGAAGCACAAUAUGGCGAAGGGCGCAAUGCCUCCAGAAGAUGCAGCGGCACACAGGCUCAUGCAGACGCUGCAACAGAAAGCAAAAGACGGUCGCAGCCAGGAUCAUCGAUGACCCACGUUUCGCCUUUCAACCUGCGUAUGAUAAUAUCUGCCAGAGCUUGUGCAAUAUCAGUAAUCAUGCAGACAAUAUUCAAGUGUUUUGGGGCUUUU
Postia placenta MAD-698-R-SB12 is the source of this 1753-nucleotide messenger RNA. RefSeq lists its product as hypothetical. Lineage: Eukaryota; Fungi; Basidiomycota; Agaricomycetes; Polyporales; Adustoporiaceae. Bases 18 to 1655 code for a protein of 545 amino acids. Gene Ontology annotation, biological process: transcription initiation at RNA polymerase III promoter. Gene Ontology annotation, cellular component: transcription factor TFIIIC complex. The transcript is spliced from 10 exons. The record is from RefSeq and is a predicted model, not a curated record.